AUGUCUCAAUUGUUGAGCUUGUGCUACUUACGCCGCCGGGAGGGCCAUGAUGACCAGGACCACCAGGACCGCCAGGAGGACCCCCGGGAGGGCCACCAUGAGGGCCAGGGCCAUGAGGACCAGGAUGACCGAAAGAACCAGGAGGCCCCUGAUGUCCAGGGGGAGCAUGCUCUCCAGGGGGUCCCUGGGGCCCUGAGCCAUUAUUCCAAGGACCUCCGGGACCCCCAGGGCCUCCUGGUCCAGGCUGGCCGGGUUGACCCCAGCCUUGUGGGUUGUGAGGACCUCCUUGAGGCCCAGGGGGAGGGGGGCCCUGAGGCUGGUGGUGUUCGGGGUGGUGAUGAUGAUGAUGAUGCGAGAAUAGUCCCAUGGUGA
This is a messenger RNA of Aspergillus melleus, 372 nucleotides long. RefSeq lists its product as uncharacterized. The record is from RefSeq and is a predicted model, not a curated record. The transcript has a single exon. Bases 1 to 372 code for a protein of 123 amino acids. NCBI's taxonomy places the organism in Eukaryota, Fungi, Ascomycota, Eurotiomycetes, Eurotiales, Aspergillaceae.